UCUGUACUCUGACGUUUCUUCCUCGAAAUUUUGACAUAACAUUGUUUAUAUGCAAAAAGUAAACACUGAGGAACAAAUAUUCAGUAGAUUAUAAAUAUGAGUAAAUCUGAAGUAACUGAUGAGGGUCAGAUCCAACGUUUGCCUGUUAAUUCCGAACAGCAUAUAUUCAACGAUUGGAUAAUAAAAUACAAGAAAUCUCAUAUAUUAAACUCGAUAUGUACGACCCCAAAUACUUGUAAGAAUACCACAAGUAAUUGCUGUUUGUUGUGCACGUACAAUAAAACAUUGGAAUUACCUCACCUUCCUGAAAUGGUAUUUCCUAAUAAUAUACUCACUCUGAUACAUCCUUCUGGAGGAAAAAUAGAAUUCAAUACUCUAGACGCUUUGAAAUUGGUUUCAAACGGAAGAUUACCUAUUCAAGUUGCUUGUGCUGAAGCGUGGAAGGAAACAAGGUCCCCUGAUAACUUAGGGGAAAAGAUCAGACCAUUUGAUUGGACUUUUUCCACAGAUUACAAAGGAACACUUUCAGAAGAUAUCAUAAUUGAAUCUACUGAAGAAAGAAUCGAUAUUGAAAAACUCAAAGUCAAGGAGAAAAUACUCUUUUACCAGGAACUGAUGUUAUUCGAAGAUGAACUACAUGAUAAUGGCAUCUCGUCAUGUACAAUCAAAAUAAGAGUAAUGCCAAGUUGCUUCUUCGUACUUUUAAGAUAUUUCCUGAGAGUUGAUAACGUUAUGGUACGAGUUAAUGAUACUAGAUAUUACCAUGAUUUCAACACCAACUACGUUAUCAGGGAAUAUAGUAAUAAGGAAUGUGCUUUCAACCAUGUGAAAUUACCCUUAACCUGCUUUGGGGAUCCCAAUCUUCUGUCACCUUAUAUGCCUCUAAGAACAGCAGUUUAUGAAAAACUUUCCUUUUCUAAUGUAAAAAGUGACGAGUGCUCAAGUGAUAAAUCAAUAAAUGGAACAUAAGAAUAGAAA
Molecule: messenger RNA, 978 nt
Organism: Coccinella septempunctata (seven-spotted ladybird)
Lineage: Eukaryota; Metazoa; Arthropoda; Insecta; Coleoptera; Coccinellidae
Product: TIP41-like protein
Exons: 3
Coding region: 97-969 (290 amino acids)
Biological process (GO): TOR signaling
Cellular component (GO): cytosol
Source: RefSeq, a predicted model, not a curated record